Amoebophrya sp. A25 is the source of this 17233-nucleotide messenger RNA. Lineage: Eukaryota; Dinophyceae; Syndiniales; Amoebophryaceae. The record is from the annotation of a GenBank genome assembly.
UGCUCUUCGGCGCGUAGUAGAUCGAUGUCGGGAAUGAGCGGCUCAGGCGUCAGUGGCUCUGGCACUGAGUUGAGUCCUCGUGGUGUCUAUCGGGUUGGCAAUGCCUGGUUCGCUGCCAGAAUAUCGCUUAAGGGCGGUCCCGCCUCGACCAGUCAAGCAGUGGGGCAACAACAAGUUCUUAAGGAUAAAGUUUAGUAGUGCUAGCUGAUGUUUGAGUUCUUUGUGUUUGUUUGCACCAAAGAUCCACCAGGGAUGAAAUCGUAGGUCCUCCAAUCCGAGGGAAGUCGUACUCGUAGGUCCAACUCGAUGUGACUAACGCCAUCAUCAAGGUGCAAGAUAACUAUGACCAGCGCGACCCUAGGCCUACCUCUUUCACCUCCUAGAACUGUUAACCAGCACGUACGCUAGCAUUAUGUCUUUCACCGACCUCCUAGAACUCUUAACCAGGACGCACGCUAGCAUUUCAUAAUGUCGCUCACCUCCUAGAAAUCUUGACCACGUACGCUAGCAUUAUGUCUACUUUCACCUCUAAAAGUCUUGACCACGCCAGUAAUAUGUCAUUGUCGUCGCGGACGUCUCCGCGUGAGCUUGCCGACAGUCGUAGUCGUACUGCUAGCCUCAGCAAUUUGAAUAUCAAUAUGCUUGGAACCACUCCGAGAUUGAGUUAUGGAUUUAUUAUCAUGUUAGUACUUAGGCAUUAUGUUAGUACUCAUUCUGUUUCUGGGGCAGCUUAGGUUGUCACGUGGUUCGUCAAGAAUGAAUUAUGAAUCAAUGAAUUCAUAUGCUAAAAAGAGUACUCAGCUCUCACUGUUCACUCUGAUCCUUGAUCAUGCACCGAUGCGAACACACAUAAUUUGCUGCGCCGGAUCCCUGAUCCUUCUUAUUUGUAUUCGUUGCCGCAGCAGCUGCUGCGCAGGAUGAACUGGAACUUAUGCACAUAGACCAUACGUUCGCUGCACGCAGUCAAUCGCAACUGACUGUUUACUCCUGUGGAGCGCUCAUACCUAGCUCUGGCUGAGUUAGGUGUGGAGCAACAGCGGGGUCGGGUCACGCAGAUGCGCGCCCGAUCGCCCUGUAUGAGUAUGGGGUGAAGCUCGGAGCGUCCGAGCUGGAGCCCUCUCGCCGUUGCGAGAGAACCCGCUUACCGCCAUGUGUGUCUGACGUCGUUCCUGUUGUGCCAUCUGUGUUCGACGCAUUUAUUGCGCGUUCUCGAGCGGUGGCAGUCCACGUUUCUGUCGUUCUGCGGCUACUUUGUGCGCAUGCUUCUGUGACAGGCGGACUUUUCCUAGGAUGAGGUUUUCGCGGUACUGGUUGGGCAGUUUGUCCCAUUCCUUGCCGGUUUUUCCUCCGCUGGUGUUUGGCUGUGCUGCUCCUUUGAGUUCCUCUACGGUUUUCUGUUCCCGUUUUGCUACCGUGGUCUUGACGCUAUUAACCGGGAAAAGCUUUCCCGCGGCUAAUUUGUGAACUUUGCCCGGUUUACCUCUUGAAAGUGCUUGUGCUUUGGAGACUGUGGGCACAGCGGCAGCUGCCGCUGUGCAUUUUAGUGUCGUGGUCGCAGUCGCGGCUUGGGCAGUGUUGUGUGCUUGCUGCAGCUGCAGUGGUUUUUUGAAGUUGCUUACUGCCGCCUCUUGCAGCAGUUGCUGUUUGCGGUCCCGGAACUUGAAGUUGUGACUCGUGUUCGGUCCAUCGUCGAGCUGUGGUUCCCAUAUUCCAUACACGUUUGGUAAGCGAUGUUGGACUUGGCGGUAGUCCUCUAGGUCUAUCGCAUAGUCUUGGAACGUGCUCGGCCGUACCCAUCCUCUGUUGUACAGGAAGAUAGUUAGAUUGGUAUGGUGCUGGUCCUCAAUCAUGCGUCUUGCUGAUAGCGCGACCGCUCUGCGUAUGCUGUGUUCUGAGAUGCAGAGAUGGGUGAGGAGCUCCGUCACCGUGUCCCUGUUUGUGACCAUUUCAUGGGUGUAGUCGAAGGGCCCGCCCUUAUUUCCAUGGUGUACGCAGAGAGGGUAACCUGGUUUGGUGCCACAGUUGCAGCUCACUGAGAUGACUCGGCCUUGCACUCCAUAGAUUUUGUCUGCUACCACCUGAGCGAACAGCAGCUGCUGUUGCUCGUCACGCCAUACAUCUUGUUGGCGCAUCUUCUUUAUGGUGGCUCCUCGUACGCCCAUAGCGACCCACAAGGCCAACAUCGCUUUGGCAUUGACCGAGAGGAGCUCGACUUUCUCGUCGAGUAGGAGAGGUGUUGCCUUUUGGUCCGGGUUUUUACUGAGUGCGCGGCGCUCGUCCUCCUCUGCUUCGGCGAAGACUUUCGGUGCCAUGCCUGUAUGGUCGUCGAUUAGUAGUUGCUGCUGGUGUCCGUUGUGUUCCAGCGGUGGUGAUGUGAUUUAUUUGGAUAUAGACUUGAAUGCUUCGAGCACAGCUGUGCCGACACGUUCUGAGUCUGACAUGUAGAGGCAGUAGAGCUUGAGUUGCGUGUUCCCGAUUUUCUGGCUUAUGGGUACUGGCGGUUCGUGUCGCGUCGCUAGCCACUCUCUGAAGCGCUCUUAUUCUUCUGCGUUUUUUGUGAGCGUGGUGUGCUCCUUUGCUAGGCGCAGUAGCUUCCUCUCGUCUGGGUUUGUUUGCCUAUCGAAGGCUUGUUUUCGCUGGCCGUUGAAAUCCAGAAAUUUCUUGUCCUGGAUCAGGGUCGUGGUUGGUGGGGUAGCUGCAGCUGCAGCUACCCUACCGUUGCCGCCUAGUUGGGCGCUGUGUGAUGUGGUUGUGCUCUCGUUUCGCGGCUGCGUUUGCAUGGGAAUUGCUUGUCGUGCUGUGGUCUUUCCGUUGCGUGGUAGGUGCAUUCUGGCUGCUGCGGAGCGAUGUUGUUGUUGCACUGCUUCCUCUCGUGAUUGUGGGCGGAGCAUGCCCGUUGUAGCUGCUGAUUGUGCAGCAACAGCUGUUGCUCGUGCUGCAGCAAGGGACGCAAACGACGGCAUGACUUUUUCUCUCGAUUUCUUUUUUCUCUCGUGAUUUCUUUUUUCUUAGCCUACAAAUUAGUACUAGUAGAUCAGAUUGUCGUGCUGCUGCAGACAUUGUGCUUGUUUACUUAGUGCCAGCAGAGCUCUGCUGUAGAUUUGCCGCUUCAGACGCCGCUGCGCCUGAGGCCCGGUCGUGUAGCUCACGAACACCAGAUGUUGGCAAGGGGCACUGCUUCGCAGUGGCACAGAAAUGCGCUAGCACCAGUUGGCGCUUGAUGUUUGUUUCGUCUACUCCAGAGUAGACCAUUUUUUAAAUUUUUAUUUUAUGGCUUUUUGUUUUUUGGGUUUUUUGUAUUUUUUAGUGCAGUGCGUUAUGAUGUCCAUAUGCGGCUUAUAUAUUAUAGAAAAGUAGCGUGCUGUACUUUUUUAAAGUAGUCUUGUAUGGUUGGUUCCAUCUUUCUUUUCCUAGUUUUACAAGUCGUAGGUUGCAAGGCGCCGAGGUGCAGCUGCGCCUUAGGCUAGUGGUUUUGUGAGAAUUACAUAUUUUCUUCUUUAUCUUUUAAAUUGUUUGAAAAAUUCAAAAAUGUAAGCCUGCUUAGUUUUUCUUCUUCUUCUUGUCUACACGUGCUUUCUUUUUUGGUGGCGUGGACUUCUUUCCACUGCUACCUCCACCGCCGUUACCGUCGUCGGAAUCUGCGUCUUCCUCUGUGUCGGCUUCCUCUGGAAUUUGUGUCCAGUUCUGUGGGCAAUUGACUGUUUGGCCACUGGCUGCACGUAGCUGGAGCUCCAGCACGUGUUGCCACGUAGUAGCACGUUGGUAUUGCUUCGGGAUCUCGUGCAUGAGGUUGCACUUUCGUGCUUUGGCUCCCGUGCAUCUGGCGAAAGCGAAAUUCCUGCAGAUGCCGUUUGGCAGCGUGGUGUUGUCCAGGAUCGGGCUUUCUGCGAUAUCGUUUGUCACUGUGAAAGCGAUUCCAUUUUUGAACGCGGCUUUCACGCGCGCGAUGAAGGGACGCUUUUUUACGCUGUCGGCGGUGUCGUUUUUUAUCUGUCGUUUCAGUGCAGCUGCACUGAGACGCAGAGGUGACGGAACACCUUUUGUUUGCUUUUGUCUGCCACCACCGUUGCCGCUACUACUACCUCCUCUGUUGCCGCCUUGGCCUGUUGUGCUUGGGCCGGCUGACGGGUCCGGGUCCAUGCCGUCGCGCGCUGAGUCCGGUCGCAUAUUUUCGUCGACGUAGUGGAGCGGCUGGUUGACCGAUGGCAUUUUUCUUUCGCCGCCGUAGGCUGUGAAGUUUUCUGCGAAGUAUUGUCUUCGACCGCCGAUGAGUGAAAGGAGGAGGUUCCAGCCGUGUGUCAUCACGUAGAGCAAUGACCGUUGGUCCGAAGACGUUGGCGCGCCGAUUGCUAAGCUCGGCGGCGUAGUAUCAAACACCAUGUACAGCGCUGUAGGCAGCAGGUGGAGACAAAAGUCGGCCAGAGUUACUGAACCUGUUUUCGGGCGCAGGUUUACCAUGGCUUCCUCUGCAGCGUACACAGUGGGGUAUUCCUCGAUAGCUACCGAGGCCCGCACUAGUGCACCAAAGGCAUUCCCGUCGCUGUUUGCGUUCACUGGCGACGUGAAUAGGACGGCCUCUUUAGAGGAUUCGUACAUGCGUACCUUGCAAUUUCGCACCAACAUGAAAAUGCAUGUCAUGUUGUACGACUCGUUCUGACUAAUGGGCAUGCCCGGCACCAAGCGCUCCACUUUUUCCUUGACCAAAGUGCGCACAAUGUGCUCGAAGCUGUGUUUGUCCGUAAUGGAAUUGGUCAUGGUAAGGGUGGAGAUCCACCCAAGGUUUUGGUGUGCGUGCUUGACUAUCGGUCGGGCAACUCCUGCGUUCGCGGCGCAGUCGCCCAAGGCGGCUAUGCCCUUGGUGCGCCAGGAGGCUGCGAACUCAGCCAAGUCGGUCUCUGACAUUAUACCAUUUACCAGUAGUGUCGCCAAAAGUCUUCUCCAUUGUCGGCGCUCGUCUUGUGGUAGCUUCUCGAUGGCUUUGUAGGCAUGCGAUUCCGGAUGCACGUAUAGGUUGUCGGCGAUGCGUUGCAAGUUGCCUUCGAUGAGUUUGCCGCUCUCAUCAAUGCCCAUUAGACGCAUGUUGUUUUUGAAGUCGUCUAAUGGCACCAUCAGCGGAUGCUGCGCUGAGCCGCGCCAUACCGGUGCAAAGGCGGCUUCUUGUUGAAUGUCGUGCCAGUAGUGGUUCCAUCCAUCUCCCGUGUAGAUGCGAACCCAGGCAAUUUGGUCGUCUGGCAUCAGCGCCUGGCUGUAGGGGGAGUGGACGAUGUUCACUGGGCCACCACCGCCGUAAGGCUGUACCGUUUGGUUGCUCAUGGCGUUUGCGGCUUGAGCAAUAGUUGCUGCUCUGACUUCUGGUGUCAAGCCCAGCUGGGCGAGCAGUUGUUGUAGUUGGCCAAGUUGUAGCUGUUGUUGUGCUGGUUGUUGUUGCCAAGCAGGUGCAGCUGCACCUGCGUUGGCUGCUGGUGCUACAGGUGGUGGUGGGUUCGCCACUGCAAGAUGUUGAUUGCUGCCGUCGGUGUACACCACUGCGACAUUCGGGGCGAAGUUAGCAUUGAAGUCGAACGUUUGAUUUGUCUGCUGUAGGGCGUGUAUGUGCUGCUCGACUCUGCCCCACCGGGCCAUUUUUGUGCCUUGUCUGUUAACGCCGAGGACGUUGCAGACGUUGUCCAUCUGCGCGUUGGAGAUCAUCACGCCGUAGGGUGAGAUGUCUGCUUGGUUUUGCGCAGCCAACUUGGCCGUUAGCACCACUGCCGCGAUUCGCGCUUGUGAGAACGCUGAGAUUGGCCGAUUUUGUUCGUCUCUCGCGCCUGCGAGCUGGAUGAACAUGUGUUCGUCUGCAAUCUGCUCGAAUUGUUGGAUCACGAUGUUCAUGACCAUCGCCCCCAACAGCUGUUGGAGGCCUAAUCGUCGGAGUGCUGUCGUAUCGUGGUCGGCAAGUUCAGCUCGUAAGUCCCGUACCCAUUGCUUUGCAUGGUCCGGGAUCUCGUCAUCGGUGGUGUUUUGUAUUACGUUCGGCAGCGGGUGCGGCGGUCCGAGCGGCGGAAACUGCGGCGGGGCAGCGCCCGGGAUAAGUGGUCCUAACGGUGCUGGUUGUGGUGGAGCUCCACCUAGAUGCACUGGUUGUCCCCCCAGUGGUGGCAUGCCUACUGGCAGUACUGGUGGCAGUUCUGGCGCUCCACCUGGAGGUUCCGCACCUGGGAUUGCGCCUCCUGCUGGUGCUCCUCCGGCUCCAGCGUCUGCUGGUGCACCUCCAUCUCCAGCUGGUGCACCGUCGGCUUGUGCCGGUACUCCACCAGCUCCUCCUUGUUCGCCUCCUGGCUCCAUCGGUGGUGGAUCGAACAUCGCUGGGUCUCCGACAGGAGGAGGCUCCUCUCCAUUUGCAGCCAUCUUUUUCUGGUUUGUACUGGGAAAGGUGGCUCUAGUUUUUUUUUAAAAAAUUGAUUUGUUUCUUUGUUUGAAUGUGUUAUUUUCUGUGUCUUACUUGUAUGACAUGUAGAUGCGUUUUUAUUUUUCUUUUUAGGAUAACAAGUUUUUCUAUGAAAAAGGGGAACUAAGCUUUGAGAGCUCUCAAACAGGCCUGUUCGUUUUUAGGUGAUGGUCUAUUAUUGGCUAGGCUCGUUAGUUAGAUAACUAAGUAGUGGAGGUCCAUUACUGUUUUAAGCCUCCUUAUGGGCGGCCUCUCAGCUGAGGAUUUUUGCUAGGCCGUACCACUCGUGAGUGUUUGAUCGUGGCAGGUGAUCAUGUAUGCUUGACUAGCAGGACGACUUUUUCCCAUCAGCAUACUGGCAGAUUUGUCUCACCUGGCGCUCCAGGCAACAGAUCUGGGUCCGCUGACCUUUUGACACUAUGCUGCCACUAUUUUUGCUUGGACGUUUAAAACGCGCCUAGCGCUAAUAGACAUAGAGGCUCGUCGCGGCGUACCCACGAGCUCUGGCGCCUAGAACAAGCUUGCUUUGACCGAAUCUUUUAGAAAACAGAAGCAAGCAAGUUCCGCACCAGCUGGAUCCACGCAUUCAUUUCCACAACAUUUAAUCCACCAGGAACACUUCACUUACUUCUUCAGAACAGUUGAGCUGAGUAGGCUUCGCAAUCUUACUUAAACGUAAGAUUGAGUAGCUCGAUCUUUUGCACUGUUCUGUCUGCUUCAAAGCUUAUUCCGAUAAGAGGAACACAAUGAAAUGAAUACAAUAAUAAACAGGACUCGCUUCAAGGAAGAAAGUUUCUGUUCGUAUGUCAGUCCGUACUUUUCGACUGGCACAAGAAUGAAUGUGAAUACUUUUCACCCACUCACCUAUCCGCUCCCACACGUUCUAUUUAUUCCUUCGAAGUAAUCCUCGAGAACGUGAGCAAGCACCUGAACACUGUGGCCAGCACACCGCGUUUGAGUCUGGACACAAUUAGGAAACAGCAUCUUCAGAAACCCACAAGUGCGCGUCUUCUAGGCACUCCGAAUGCGGUUUCUUCCGAAUCUGGAGCUGCUGUUGAGAAGGUUCAUAGUACUAGAAGGAAGAGAUAUUAUAGAUAUACUGAUUAAGUAUGAUUCAUAGAGGACAUAGACUAGCAUGACGAUGACCACCACAGAAUGAGUAUUAACGAUGAUCACCAGCACCACAAAAUGGACAAUAUUAAGUCUCAAAAAAAUUUAAAUUAUUGAAAGAUAUUAUCUCCGGACAAGGUUUUUCCAGGAGUAGCACGUUGGAAGUCCGAUGGAGGAGUAGAACGCCCAAUGGAAAUUGCUGUGCCACGACGCCAUACCUUUUUUCAACGUCCGCGGGUGAACAUCGAGAGCUCAACUUAUGGAGGGUAAAUGAUAAGCAGCGAGUACUAGAUGAACUAGAAUAUGCAUCUUCUCCUUCAUAUACGCAUAAUACGUAGUUAGGAUGAUUGUCAAGAUGAAAGUCAUGAAUACCUCGCGUGUACUCGGUUAUUUUAUGCAAAUCAUAUUUCUAUUACCUUUGCUAUAUUCCUUAUCCUAUGCUUUAUCUUUUAACGUAUAACAACCUCGACCUUGUCCCAGUCCCUUUUUUGCUUCUUUUCACGCGGAAUUUCCAGUCUCUUCCAAUUUUUGAAGCUUCCGUUCGAUCCGACAAAUCAACGACCAAAGGAAACCCCCUCAAGAGCAUGCUCAUCUUCCAAUGGAGAGCCUCAGACAGGAGUAGUGACUAAUACGACAGCGCCAGCAACAGCAUCGACAGGAAAGAACGUGUCUUCAGGUUUGAGUGAUCGCGAAGCAAAUGAUGCUCAAGAUUCUUCUACUCUACACCAUAUGUCGGAGGAACAUCAAAUAAAUCAUGGCGCGACUUCAACAUCUCUGGCCGCGACAAGUAGUAGUAGUAGAAUCCCCGGCCCACCACCAGCUGCGGGCAGUACGACAACACUUAUGGUCUAGGGAUUUUUGGAAUUGAAAUUGAAGAAGAAAGAGAAAUGAGUUUUCAAGUAUAUCUAUGUUUUUCGAUCCUGACUGUUGUAGUUUCCUGCGUUCUCUGUUGUAGUUGGCUCCUACUGCGCAGUUGCAUAUCGGACGAUUGCCGCAUUUCUUAGAAUCCACUUAGGCUAGUAGAUGCACAUCUACAUCCAUUUCUUCAACUGUCCUUUCCACCAUACAUAGGUCUACCCUCAGACUGUUGUACUAGGUCAAUAUUUAAGUACUAUGGGGGACUCAUCUAAGCCCUUCCUGCCGUCUCCUCGCGAAUCCUUGUUGCCUUUGCCGCCAACGACAUUGAGACAAACGAUGCUGCACACUUUGCAAUACUGGCUGGAGGACCUGUCGAGUGUAGGUCCUGUUGGGCAGGAAGGAGAGGGGCAGGUAGGUACUGUUAUGGCUACCUUUAUUCGAAAAAGAAAUCUCUGAUGUGUUAGUAGGUACAUAGGAAAUAUCCGUCAACGCUCUAUGUAUAUGUUAGUUAGUAGGUAUAUAUAUUUAUAGGUAUCCCUGGAUCUCAACGGCAUCUCUGGACUGUACUAUCCUUCCCAGGGAUAUUCCUGAGGGAUCUUGAUAGGGAGAGAUUACAUUCGAGGCGCAGCUCUAAUGCUAGUACUACGGAAGAUCAUCCAGCGGAAACGGUGGAGCCAACGAGUGCUCUUGACAGUGUACCUCGUGUGUCGCCGCCAUUGACAGUGAAGACACUAGACGCGAAAAGGUUGAGCAUCAUGCCACCAUCUCAGCAGGGAGCGGCUUCAUCAACUACAUUUAAGGCUCAACUUUCAAUGGUCACCAUUGAGAUUGGAGUCACUGAGAUCGAAAAGGCCACCUUCCCUUGAGAGUAGAACAGGCGAAAGAAACAAAGGGAACAAAGGGGAGAGCUUUGAAGGGGGUCCCUUCCGUUCAGAGUCAGUGACCAUUGAAGGCUGAGCUGUAAUGCAUCGGCAUCGACAUCAGUGCCAGUAGGGGCGCCAGGAGGUGGAAGAGGACUGUCUAUUGAGGCAGCAGGAGAAAACUCCAGCACUGAUGUUUAUCAAACCUGGCGACGAACGCUUACAACACAGGGGGAAAGCCAUUCUGAAGAAGUAGCGGAGCACAUUCGUGCUCUGCUAACUCUACUUUCAGUCGACCAAGAGGACUCGAGCCAGAAAAGAGAGGCUCCGCUUUUGGUUUUUAUGGUGUGGUUUCAAGGUCGCAGAUAGCACUGCUCGUGCCGCGGACCUAGAAGAAUUAGAUCUCCGAAGGAUGGAGGUUGCAUUGAAUUUGAAGUCACAUUGGCUCGUCCAGCAUAAUUUUUGUUAUCGUCGUUGUAAAAAAGAGCCUCUUCGUCCUUGCAUCAAAUUUUCAGAAUUCCCCUCUCUACAGCAGUUGUCGACAUCCAGAUCCUUGAGACGUAGUCCAAUAUACUCCCGAGACUCCUUUAGCUUUGCUCCCAUUCGUCUUUUCAUACUUCCUCUUCCUGCAGUGGAGACGCUUGUGGCGCGCAUUCGUGGCGAGGAGCAUGCAGUCAGGGCGAUCCAUGAAGCCAAUGAGGAUGCUGAGAGAGCGGAGAGUGAACGCUUAGUCCUCGAAGCAACAGAUCGAGCGACACAGUUGCAUGAAGAUAACCUCAGAUUGGAAAGGGAACUGGUAUAGUACUCCUACUUAUCUGGGAGGACUUUCUCAUUGAUUCCAGGACUGAAAAUACACAAUGACAAUUCGGAACGACUUCAUUGUCCAAAUGUAAAAAAUGGCUUGAUGUUGUCAUCUUCAAAAACUUGUUUCGUAUUCGUGCGACUGAAAAUAGUGAUAGAUAAUUUAAUCGUCCACCUAAUCCUAAAGACUGAACAUCACGUCUCAAUGAAAUGCCGAAAGAAACCCACUCCCACAACAGGACCGCAUCAAACGCGAGAUCGUUUUAGAGAGUGAUGCCUUGGCCGAACGUGUAGGUCUAGGACGUAAGGAAAUCCAUCAGAGUUUGCUGACUGGAGCUCGCUUCCUCAUGAGCGCGGAUGAGAUGUCGACAGCGCAAGAAGCUUGGAGAGCACGCAUCGAGGAAGAGCAUGGAAAGGAACGUUAAGAGUCGUCGGGUAAUGUUAUACUGAUUACAGAACUUCCACUGCGACUGCAUAAAGUGCGACCUGCUUAUGUAAGAUAAAUAGCCUAUUCGAAAACUCAAAAUAAGCGAGCUACUGACUGAAAUAAGAGAGUCUUGACUACGUUCCUCUUCUUUCAGUAUCUCCCUUAUUUUCAAUAGUUACUCGGUUAUUUCAGUUUUUCGAAUAGGUGUAGUUGUAAUGUUUCGUAUAGAUUGACACUUGGAUUUUUCAUCUUGGUCGUUACUCCUCAUUUCACAGUAAUGUUGCUUUCUGUUUCUUACUCGUCACUUGCUCUCGCACCCUCUAAGAAAUAGAAGCCCUUCUGUCCGAGAUAACUAGAGAGCGGGACGCUCUGCUAGACGAGCAAGCGAGAGAAAGGGAGCAGAUAGAAAAUGAGCAUCAACGAAGCCUCGAGGAACUGGGGACGUCGCAUGCACAAGAAAUUCUUGCUAUUUUAAGGCGAUCAGAAGUUGUUUCGGGGUUAUUUAGCGAGUGAUGUCUUAGAUCAGCAUCAGGAUAAGUACAUGUACACAGCGAGUCCGUUCAUGUAGAAGUUCUUGAUGUGUUGGUCGUUUCUAAAAUUACAACAAAAGCAAGGCACGGAUGCAGCCGCUCGUAUUGCAGAAGCAGAAGCGAUUGGUCGACGAGAGGUCGGCAGAAUGCUAGACGAAAAGCGACGUCUCGAGGGCGAAAGAGAUGCUCUUGUCAAUUCCUUGCAAACCAAAGAGGGAGAACAUGACGCACUUAUCGAACAAAUUCAUCAUUAGGAUUCUAUUUCUAAGUACUUGAUGUUGAUUUUUUCAAUCGUUCGGUAAGGUUGUAGGUAUUCCAUUUCUAGUUCUAAGUAUCUUGUUUGAUUGAUGUUGCUUGUUUAGUCUUUUGGUAUCUUACAUUUUGCUCCAGCUCCAUUUCUCUAAGUCCAUCUUCUCCAGAAUGCUAUUCCCAUUCCACACUCUCUAAGCGCAGUUGCAGAAUGCUUUAGAUGCCGCUAUUGCUCAAGGCUCAGAGGUAGCAGAACAACUCGCACAGGGGAAGACGGAAGUCGAACGAUUAACAGAACAAAAAAAGGAGUUUGAAGUUAAGGUCCGGAAGGGUUUUUCGAGAGUGGUAGAUUAACAUUAAGUAAAUGUGAUAAUGUAUACCUGUUUUGGGUUUUCAUCCUCGUAUCAGCACCUGUAUAGAUACGUAGUUUUGGUUCCCAACACCAGUUAUUUUCGCUUUUAUCUAGUGGUCCUUCUGGCUGUAAUCUUAAGGUUCUAUAUCGGUGGUAUGUCGAAGGUGACCUAGAUCUUGGCUACCUUCAUCUAAGGAAAAAGUGCAGAAAACGUUAGAGCAAGAGGCGACAGAGCUACGAGAUCAAAUUGCGGAGAAGGAUAGAGAAAAUCAGGAAGCUUUGGAGGCUCUAGCAGAAUCGAGGGCAACAGAUUAAGGCGCAUUAUAAGAAAAAGAGGUACAUUUAACAGCGCAUAAGGAUUAUCAUUAAGUAGAGGUACAUUUAACAAUAACAAACAACAAGAAUCAAAUUUGAAUGACGUUGUUUACAACUACCCAAGGUAGUUUUGGUUUUGAUUCAUCGACUUUCUACGUUUCGAAGCUUAUUUUGAUUCAUCGAUUCUCAUUCGCUAGACUCACUCUGAUUCAGAAAUGUGAUUGUGAACAACAAUAGCAGUUGUAGUCGCUGCAAUGUUAGGAACUACAAAGUCGUUCUUGAUCUACGUACCUCUAACCUUCAGCCCAAUUAAGAGCAGCAACGGAGCAGUUACGCGCAGUUCACAGCGUCAUCGAAAGUAAGGUAGCAGAAAUGCGAACUGCGCAAGCUACAAGCGAGAAAGAGAACGAACACCUGAAUCAAAAAAUCGAGCAGUUCAGAGACGAAGUGUCCGGCUUGAAGAAGAUACGAUAAAUGUCUUGUUUGAAAUUCUGUUCUAAAAAUAUUCACAUAAUGAAAUGACUUAAUCAGAUUCAGAGCAACAAGGUUCUUUCCCCGUCGUGGUCUCCCUGAAGAAACUGGUUGUUUCUUCGCCUAGUACCUCUUCUAUGUCCUUACAGUGUAGGAGUUGCCGCUAGUUCUAGUUUUAGUUCCAGAAAUAGGUCUUACAAGAUCUUACUCCCGCACAUCCAGACAAUAGUGCUCUAACAAAAGAAGGCAGCAGGCAGCAGAAGCACUACGAGGAGGCUCGAAGGGAUAACCAAGCUUUGCGUGACCAGCUAGCUAGUGUCUCAGAGCAGCUCGAAGCAGGCCUGUGGGCCUCUAUGCCGUCUCCACGGACUGGAGGGGGAGGAGCAAGUUGUGCUUUUUUAUGAGCAAGACUUCUUUUUGAGCUGAUGAAUUUACACUGUAGAUCGAAGAUCGGAAAAUAUUUUUGGCAUCAUUUAAGAGGACCCACCAUCUCUCUUUGUCUUUGACAUGAGGAGGACUACAUUGUCUUUGAAAAGAGAAGAGGAGGACUACAUUGUCUCAUCACAAAGACAAAUCCUCUUCAUUUUAGAGAAUCCACUAUCACAAAGACAUCACAAUGACAAUGAUCUAAUGUUCUUCUAACUCUCGCCGCAGCCAGAGGCAAUGCGUUAGCUUCGUCACCAAAGGACGCACUCAUGAGUCAGAGGGAGAAGAAGCUUCUCCUAGGUCCAGGACGUAAUGGUUCACCUACGUCGCAGUUACAUCUCGUGCCUUCUCCCUUAGCAUCUUCGAACCAAGGCACAUUUGGGUCCGGAGGAGUUGCCGGAAUGCUUAUGGUCUUUGUGGUGUUUCAGCUUUUCUGGUGCAAGAGUUUUCUCUAGCUCACUGUAUAAUAUCUGUCUCUCGUGCAAGGGUUUUCUCUAGCUCACUGGAUAAUAUCUGUUUCUCUAGCUCACUGUAAUAUAAUAUCUGUUGUAGUACUGAUGAUGCUCAUCUUCAUGUAUAAUAUCUGUUGUAGUACUGAUGAUGCUCUUCAAUCUUCUUUUAGUGAUAAGAACAAGAAGGAGGUAGAGUCGUAUGAGUACUAUAGUGGUCGGGUCGUGGAUCAACAUGUAGUAUUGAGACAGCAACCUAUUCCGCUUCUAUUUCUAAGCAACCAACUGAGCAGCGGAUGUUAGAGCGUUUGCGGUCUGUGGUGAGGCUGUUGAAGAGUCAAUUGGAUUCCCUUAGACUUGACUGGCAGAGGACAUUAGAUUAAGAUUCAGACUUGUCUGCAUCCUUGAAAAGUAGCAUGACUGAGUACUCGAAAACUGACUGAAAUAAGAGAGUUACUGACUGAAAUAAGAGAGGCAGCUUUGACAGGGCUACUCUUCCUUGUUCAGUGAGCAUCUCGUUUAUUUUAAGUAGUUGCUCGCUUAUUUCAGUCUAUCGAAUAUAAUUCUCAUCGUGAUGCAGUUCUUUCAAGGAUGCAUCGCAAAGAUGAACAAUAAUUUCGGACGGUUCUAAUUUGAAUCUGAGCAAGCGGAACGUCUAAAGGCUGCUCAAGCUAUCGCGCGACUUCAAGCUUUACAAGAUAAUCAAAACAAUCCUUCGUCGAGUUCCAGUAGUAGUUGUUCUCUUGUAGAGGUCGUACGUGGAAGUGGAGCUAUAAGUGAGCAGAAGGGACGAGAACAAGGGCAAGCGCAUCUUUCAGCUGUGGACGAUAAUGCUGGAGCAAGUGUGAGAACGACCGAGGACAUACAAUUAGAUGUUGCGGUUCCGAACAUUAUAGAAACUGCACAACAACAAGCACAAGGGAUCAUUGAUGAAUCUAAAACGCUUAACGAAAACGACGGCUCUCUAGAAGACGGAGGUGGAGUUGACGAGGAGCACCGGAACCUCAACCAGGAAAUUAAUAGAGACGAUGACCCGCAUCAGGAUUCAAAGAAAGAUCUUUCUUGUUCCUUAUUGCGACUAGUGGAAGACGAACAGAGCAGAAGUGCAGCGUUGCAAAGAGAGGUAGCUGAUUUGCGUGAAAAGUUACUCCUUAGCGAAAUACACAGAAUCGAUUCACAUCUGCAAGAGAAGCAGGUCGAUGUUAUGGUUUGGUAAGAAGUACUGCUACUGAAACAACAAAUAAUCAUUCUCAUACAUCAAACUCAAAGAGAUCAAUAAUUUCAUCUACUUACAUAUCUGUUGUUUACUUCUUGUAGUUGGACGAGAAAAGGUAGAAAUAACUUCGUGUUGCAAGAAAAGAGUAGGGUGGAAGAUGGAUGUGGAUCUAGAUUGAUUAGUAGCUUGAUGUACUUAUCAAUAUACUGUCCUUCGUCGUUUGUAGCUGUGAUUCUGUGUGAACAUCAAAGAGGAUAGAAAUAAAUCUUCGACGAUUCUAAUCUUAUUCUGCAAGAACAAGAGAAGCAUCGUCCUAUAGCAGACUCGAGUGCAACAGCAUCAUCAACGGGAGGACUGAAGAUAAGAAGGGAUGAAACGAAAAAAAGUACUGUAAGAAAGGUAAGCGUAAGUUGUUCCUAAGGAAAAGUAAACCUGUAAAAAAGGUAUAGCUUCAAGUACUAGUCUGUUAUAUUGCUAUUGGUCCCUAUGAUAGAAGUUGUACCGCGUAAGUUUAUUUAGACGAGGAAGAGCGUUACUCGAAUUUCUACGUCUUUUCCUUAGUUCUAUUUUCUAAGAAGGCCACCUGAAUCCAAGACGAGCACAACUACAGCUGAAGUUGCAUCUUCAAGUCGGCCGUCAACGUGUGGUCCUUCUGGUACUGGACCAGUAGAGCGAGCUCAAGCCGCAGAACGGUCCCGGCUACUGGAGAAGAAGGGUAAGCAGCACGGAGCUGAAGUGUCACCGACAGCCCAGCAUGAUACUGAGAAGCUAGCCGCUGCAGAGGCUUUUUCUGCAUCGCUGUCUGCAAGAAACAAAGGGAACUCCACUGGUUGUACUUCCGCUACGUCCGCUUAUAAGCAGAUAGCGCCGCGCGUUUACAAUACAACUAGUACAACAUCUACUUCCGGUUCUGGAGGUACUUCUGCUAGUCGCGGUCCUGGUGCGACGGCGAAUAAACUACCUGGUGCAAGUAGUAGCAGCCACAGUGGUGCUCCAGCAAGUUCGGGGUCGUCGUCCGGUUGGGCAAAGCCUCCAUUAAGGCUCGACGUUUGGAGUCAGUUAUACAGAAGGUUAGUCGUAGAGUUGAGAUCGAUAGAAUGCAUAUUUGACCUUGACGACAUCGAUUUCGAUGCAUAGAUCUAACAUGAACUCGCUCAAGAGGCGGAACCGGGACCGGCAAUGCCUUGAUGUCAUCGAUAGUUAAGGGUUUGAUUGCAUCCUGCACCAACUACAUCCCUGGCUCCUUCCCCACCGAGAAAGGAGUCCCCAGGGAUGUUCUGAAGAAUGCAAUGUCGGAACCUGUAAGUAGAUAGGAGGAGACCAGAACCACCUGGGUCAUCAUCAUAAAUCCAUGUCUCGACUACUCGCUGAGGUGGAAGCGGAGUUUUUUCCUCACAAUCACAGUCUGUCAAUGUCUGGUGGGUUACCGCUGUCGCUGCCUGGGGCAGCACAACCCUCUGUAGGACAACUUUUGCCAGCUACAAACGAUGGACGCACUCUCUUUCCACCACGUACAGAUGCACAUCAAGAGCUGCUUCUUCAGCAACAUCUUCCACAACAUACUACCAGCAAAAUUGUUCCCAGUAAAAUGUCCACAUUAGAAGAGGUGUUCCCGCAGCACCAUCCGAACAAGAUGAGAAGCGUGGAUAUUGCACGUCUACGGACGCAGAAGUAUUUGCGUUCAGACCCGGCCAUGAGCUGCGAGGAGGACAUAGCACUUGCGCGCAUGAGAAUGGAGCUGCGGAUGGCAGAAAUGAAAUCUGUCCAAAGCGCGGAGGAAGUUUUUUAUGUUGGUCUUCGUGUCCUAUCCUAUCCUACCUAUUACUACAACUACUACAACUACCACAACUUUUUUACACCUACUACAACUACUAUUUAGUUGUUCUGGACCUGAAGAUGAUGAUCAUGACCACAAUCUUCAUGUUCAAGGUAGCAAGGAUUUAAAGAAAAAGAUUAUACAGAACUGUAUUUCAUCACGAAAAUGAUUCCGAUCUCAUGAUGUGUAGACGAUCAUGUAGAACCUUCUUCAUCUUUGGCUUCGGCAGAGUGCGCACGAGCAGUCUUGGGACCAAGAGCUUUCGCUGAUCAAGGCAGCCAAGAGCAUCCUAGAGCAACAAGUAAAGGCGAAGAACCUGAACGGAUAGGAAUGGGAAUCGUUUUCAAGAACAGCAAGCAGGGAAUCAUCCUAUCUAUUUCGAAAGUAGGACUCAAAUCGUCCUGCAUGGUAAUGAUUUCUAUAAGUGAAGCAGGAAUCUAAGCUUCUUCAUUACGUAUGAGUCCUCUAACCUAUAUUGUCAUUUGUCUGAUGAAACUGAAUGGUAGUAGUAAAGGAUCAUGAAGAUUGACGGAAACCGAAACCUAUUGCACUAGAAUGAUUACUAAGUUUUUAGACGGAGAAGCUCGUCUGAAAAUAUUUCUCUUGAAUUUGAUUUGUUGAUGUGUCCAAACAUCGCCUUGUUGUAUCGCUCUCACACUUGUCAAGUCCAUAUGAUAAAUAAGUACUUGUUGUCUAAUAUUUUUGGAAAUGUCAUCAUACUCAACUUCAACAAAAGUAGAAAAAUGUUGAAUACUUGUUGGGCUAAGAUCAUCAGGCUUCGCUCGUUGUGCCAACAGACAGGGGAGCAUGAGCGACGAAGAACAACAGUAGGAAACUUUUGAGACGUGGUAAUGCUUGUCUCCGCUGUGUUUUGAGCCACGUGUCAGUCUCAUCGGGAUGUUCAUUCUUCUCUACUUGUGUUCUAC